Cyclospora cayetanensis is the source of this 1881-nucleotide messenger RNA. RefSeq lists its product as uncharacterized. Gene Ontology annotation, molecular function: protein binding. Lineage: Eukaryota; Apicomplexa; Conoidasida; Eucoccidiorida; Eimeriidae. The annotation marks the transcript as partial. The record is from RefSeq and is a predicted model, not a curated record. The transcript is spliced from 6 exons.
ACGGCAGCAGCAGCAGCAGCUGCUGCUGCUAUGCUGAACUGCACGAACGUCGAUGAAACUCACCGGAAUCUUCAGGCUGUGCUGCAGUAUCUGAAGACUACGGGCUUUGCGUCUGCCGCGGCUGCGUUAGAGGCCGAGAGCGGCGUGGGGUAUAUCCCGCAUUUCUUCGAAUUUACAGAUGCCUGGCUUCCCCCAAAGCCUCAGCAGCAGCACCAACCACCCCCGCCGCCACCGCGUUCUCCAGAGGACGCCGAGGAAGACGCCGAUGCGCUGCUGAUGAAGCAGCUCCUCAGGGGGAGGCCAGUUCUCGCUGCAGCGAUGACUGCGCUCGAGCAGCAAGCAUGCAUCUUGCGUGGCGACAGCAAGACGAGUUGCACUGUUCACGCAGCACAGGCGAUCGCACCAACAAGCAGCUCCCUGACAAGAGUGCGACUCGAGCCACAAGACCUUUUUGAGAGCUUCGAAGUGCUGCAACCGCUCAACGGCUUUCAGGUACUGCCCCCUCAGGAAGGCGCGUGGCAGGCAGAGGAGCAGGAGGAGAAGCAAGAGGAGAAGGAGGAGGAGGAGGAGUUGGCAGCAGCCGCAGAAGCCGCUGUGGCUUCGGCUGUAGCAGCAGCUUGGGGAAAACUGAAUGAGCAGGAGCACCGCUGCUGUUGCACUCACGCACUUCGCCUUCUCGAGAAAAACGGCGCGCAGGUUGCGAGCAGCGCGGGGACAGACAGUGUCUCGACAGACGCAGUGUAUGUCCAGCGGCACAACCUGCUUUGCUGCACCUUCGUGCCGGAAGAUGCGAACUUGUCGGACAGAUCUUCCUCCCCCACCAGCAGCAACGCGCUGCUUGCAGUAGGGGGAGCUGACAAGGCCGUUUGUCUUUUGCAGAUAAGUUGUGAUCCUCCCCUUGCGAGCAGCAACAACUACAACAAGGCUCUCAGCAGCAGCAGCACGAGCGCCGUUGUUUCCUGUGAAGUGAUCUGCCAGUGGACAGGCCUUACUUCCCCCCCCAUCUGCAUGGCUGUUUGCACGAGGAGCAAUCAGGGUAGCCGCAAAAGCAGCGCACCCUGCUGUACAGACACCCCAGGUGCCUUGGCGAGGUCACCUUUCCUCCUAGCCGCAGGGGUUCUCGAUGGCGGUAUUUUCUUUCUUCAAUGGGAGGAGGAGGAGCAGCAGCAGAUCGCCUCCGGAGCCUCAGUACCGACGAAAGGCUGCGUAUUGCAGCAUCUGAAGGUGCACAGCAAAGCAGUGGUUGGCAUCGAGUUUUCUCAUGAAGGGGAUACACUUGUUAGCAUCUCUAGAGACGGAUCGAUGGCGGUGUACAGACAGCAGAGCACCUCCGGCUUGUUUGACGUGCUCUUCCACCACGACUUUCAGGGAGGCAUCUGCAGCGCGUUGUGCUUUCUCUCCGACAGCGGGGACAAAGUUGCAAUCGCGUUGCACGAGGCACUUGUUGUUUCAUGUUUUGACGUGAAGACGCUGCGGCGGGAGUCGGAGGUGUUUUGCAUCGAAGAUUUAGGGCAGCUGCCGCAGCGGCAGCGUCUGCAGCGGCAUCUGCAGACGCAGUCGUGUGGCGUUUCGGUGCUUCGUAUGGCCGCUGAAAAGAAGAAGGGGUGGCUGUGUGCAUGCCUGAGCACAGGCAUUGUGCUUGUCUUUUGCAUACACACACAACGGCAGGCUGCUGGCGCUGAGGUGUUGGUGUUCGCGCUGCGUGAAGCAGCAGCGAACCCAAGCGCCGGUGUACGUACACCUGCGGCGCUGCUGCCGCCUUCCGCUGCUGUUGCAGUUCUUCGUGGACCGAGGCAGCCAGUCAAGGAUUUGGCAUGCCACCCCAGUUUGCGUCUUCUCGCUGCAGUCGGCUUGAGCAAGGCAGUGUAUCUUUUCGCAUAG